Messenger RNA from Blastocystis hominis, 2296 nucleotides. RefSeq lists its product as hypothetical. The record is from RefSeq and is a predicted model, not a curated record. The transcript has 5 exons. Bases 242 to 2296 code for a protein of 684 amino acids. NCBI's taxonomy places the organism in Eukaryota, Bigyra, Opalinata, Blastocystidae.
CGUUAUAAUCUCAAAUUUGACAGUUAAGAAAAGAGAUAGAUCAGUGGUGACUCACCACAAUUUCUAUCUCUCAUUUACCAAUAAUACCAUGGAUGACGUCGAUGACACGUUGGUGAGAAAGGCGAUCGCCUUCGUGCUGCUGUUCGGAAUUGUGGUCGCUGUAAACUAUACGUGGGGGGUGAUAUCGACGAAAUCCUUGCAAUUGUCGUCUGUCUAUUUAAGUCCUUAUCCUUCUAUCGUAAUGAAUAAUUUUCGGCAUUCAAAUGGGACUCUACUCUCUCCAGAAGGCCAAGAUGUUCGGUGGAACGAUUAUAAAGAAUACUAUAGUGCUUAUCAGUCAAGGCUAUCAAGGACCUCCUUUGAGCACUAUGUAAUUUACUAUUCUACACUCUCCGGUUUGGCCAACAAAAUCAAUGGAUUAGUUUCGUGUCUAUUGAUAGCUAUGGUUACUGAUCGCGGAUUGAAGCUUGCUGAUUGGCCGAGCUUCGAUUCCUACUUCAAUCUUCCCUUAGAAAACCAUCAUGUCAAUCUUAGCUUGAGUUCUCCGAAAGGCUCCUCUCUGAAGAUCUGGCGUCGCUGCAUCGAAGCGAAGCGUCUUCUCCACGGGGACAUCAACAAGAAAUUCGGCGAUGGCAACAUCAAAGUGAACACCAACUGUCCGAUCUUCCGCUCGCUCGCCAAGAACGACUUCUACUACGAAUCGUUCGUGAACCGCGGUCUAAUCCGCACUGCGCGCCGCGGAGACUACGAGGCGAUCGCCGCGGACAUUUACUACCGUCUUCUCAGCUUUUUCUCGCUGGAGUCCAGCCUGCAAUCGAAGCUGGAGUCGCUCUCGCGCGGCUGGGAGGACCGGUUCGUGGUGGGGAUGCAAGUGCGCGUGGGUCUGGGGAACAGCGCCUUCCUGGACAACUGCAAGUUCCUCUACAUGCAGGACGUCGAGACGUUCGUGCACUACGCCGAGCUCUUCUCGAACCGCUCCCGGCGCACCCCGCUCUGGUUCAUCUCGACGGACUCGCCGCAGGUGGAGGCGAUGCUGCGCCGUCGCUUCCCUGCGUUCGUGGAGAGCAUUCAGGAACUUCCGAUGAAGCAUACGAAGGCGCUCGCGUAUCAGUACAAGGAUCCCGCCACGCAGAGGGCGAUCUUGGAUAAUUAUCUGCUGUCGAAGUCGGAUUUGCUACUCACUACCGCGUGGAGCAGUUUUGGGGAAAUGGCGCUGGGGCGGAUGCAGCAGGGGCGGACCAUUAUGAUUACGAGAAGUGAUCCGAUCCGAAAUCCACCUCCUGUAGUGUAUUUUAAUCGCAGCUCGGUUUAUUCGAGUGUUUGUUGCAGCAAGGAACGAGGAUGGAGUGAUUGGGGGAACGACUCUGAUUUCUUUCGGAGAACGGCUCUCCGUGCAAUUCGAGCAAACUCACUCUUUUCUUCCAUGUACAACGGUAUUGGAUUGAGAACGGCUAGAGGGUCUGGAACGAACGGUUUCGUUCAAAGAAACCUCGGUUACAUUCGUCCUUCUCGUAUUUUGCAGUUUACGCAGAAAAAUGAGCAGCAAAUCAUAGAACCGAAGAUUAAGAAGCAGGACGAAGCAAUCCUGAAACAUCAAGUGAAAAGACAAAUCGAGUUAGAGUUACUUGAACUGGAAGACAAAAUGAAGCAACAAGGAUACUCAAAGGAAGAAAUAGAAGCUCGCAUUGAAGUCGAAAGAAAAACUCGAACGAGUAUGAUGGACGACGAUGUGGACAAGCUCCGACGAUUGAAGGAACGCCAAGACGAAGGGAAAGGAGAAGAGUUGCACGACUAUUUGGGAGAGGAGGGUAAAAAAGCUUGGAUGGAGAGUGGAGCUCGCUCCGAUGAGAAGAGCCGAGAUCGAGAAAGACAUAGAAGACACGGUAGAGGUCGAAGCCGAAGUCGAGGCCGAAGUCGAGGCCGAAGUCGAGGCCGAAGUCGAAGUCGAAGUCGAAGUCGAAGCCGGAAUCGACAUCAUCGACAUAGUCACAGACAUGACCGAAGUCGCAGUCGCAGUCGCAGUCGUAGUGAAACCAAGAGCCAAAGCCGGAGCCAAAGCCGGAGCCAAAGCCGGAGCCAAAGCCGGAGCCAAAGCCGGAGCCAGAGCCGGAGCCAAAGCCAGAGCCAGAGCCAGAGUCGGAGCCAAAGCCAGGAAGAAAAGAAGGAAAAGGAAGAUAAAACCAAGAACGAAAGCCCAAGUCGGAGUGCUUCAAAGCACAGCAGCACCUCGAGUAGCAGCUCUAGCCGCAGUCCGUCGAGAGAACACAAGUCACACCGUCGUCACCAUCACCAUUAA